Knipowitschia caucasica is the source of this 696-nucleotide messenger RNA. The record is from the annotation of a GenBank genome assembly. Lineage: Eukaryota; Metazoa; Chordata; Actinopteri; Gobiiformes; Gobiidae.
AUGGAGGAUCUCCUGAAGUCUGUGGUGAAGGAGAGACGAGCUCAGAAGUGUCACUCUGCUUUUGUGGACUCGCUGAUCCAGUCCAGCCUGACCGAGCCCCAGAUCAUGGAGGACUGCAUGGUCUUCACUCUGGCAGGAUGUGUCAUUACAGCCAACUUGUGCAUCUGGACUCUCCGCUUCCUCUCCACGUCAGCGGAGGUGCAGGACAAGCUGUACCAGGAAGUCCUCGAGGUCCUGGGUUCAGAACCAGUCACGCUGGAGAAGGUCCCGCAGCUCAGAUACUGUCAGCAGGUCCUGAUGGAGACGGUCAGGACGGCCAUGCUGACCCCUGUGGCGGCCCGGCUCCAGGAGGUCGAGGGGAAAGUGGACCAGCAUGUCAUCCCCAAACAGACACUGGUCAUCUAUGCGCUGGGCGUGGUCAUGCAGGAUCCGGACACGUGGAGCAGCCCGUACAGGUUUAAUCCGGACCGCUUUGAGGAAGAGUCGGCCAGAAAAACCUUUAGUCUGCUGGGGUUCUCUGGAAGUCGCACCUGCCCUGAGCUCAGGUUUGCGUACACAGUCGCCAGUGUUCUGCUCAGUUCGGUGGUUCGCCAUCUGCGGCUCGGUGCCGUUAAGGGCCAGGCCAUGGAGGUUCGCUCGGAGCUGGUGUCCUCGCCCAAAGACGAGACGUGGCUGACAGUCUGCAGCAGGACCUGA